AUGUCAGCAAGUGAUACGAUUCGCAAAUUCAACGCGGUCGCGCAACGAAACGAGGAAAACUUGAAAAAGAAUCCAUAUUCGGAAAGUUACACAAUUCAAGAAUUCGGUUCGCGCGAUUACGGAAGACCACCACCGGGAAGCAAAACUGAAGCGAGAGGCAUCAAGGCCGGUGUUCAUGUUUGUCGCGAAAUUCUCUACCUUUGCGAGAUAAUCGAUCAAAACGCCGAAGGCGAAGAGCCGCACAAAUGGAUUAAAUUCGGCCGACUUUUCUAUAUUUAUUCGUUCUAUUCCGACAAAUUGGUCGGCAUGCUGAUUCGCGCAAGAAAAUACGGACUAUUGCAUUUUGAAGGCGAAAUGCUUUAUCAGCGACAAGAUGAUGAAAAGAUUAUCACAAUGCUGAUGCCAAUGUCGGAAAUUCGCGAAAGUUUGCGCGCAUCUGGAGAUCCUGCAAAAUGUGUGGAAAUUCGAAGAACAUCCAACACUUCCACAACAUUCGUUCCACCGAAAGAGCAAACUCCGGAAAAGCCGAAACCAAAAAAUUCGGCAUCAAUUGUCUUAUCAAAACAAAAAUUCGAAAAUGUCACCCUUCCCGACAAUCUUCCUCCUUCGAAGCCGAAAAAGCCAUGGAGCCGCCCAACCAACACUUCAGAAGCGCCAGUAUUUUGCACCUAA
Caenorhabditis bovis is the source of this 672-nucleotide messenger RNA. The record is from the annotation of a GenBank genome assembly. NCBI's taxonomy places the organism in Eukaryota, Metazoa, Nematoda, Chromadorea, Rhabditida, Rhabditidae.